AGCGUACGCUCCCAGUUAGUUCAAGUCUCAGGGAGAGAGUAGAUGUUUCUGUGCUUUGAGAGAAGAGAAUCGUGAGGUCCUGGUGAUCCUAGCGGUGACGACAGCGAGGCGGCCAGUCUGACAGACUUCUACUACCCGCGUGACUAUAUUGGUCUGUUUGCUACUCGCUAUGCCGCUUCCCGUUGCGCUGCAGACCCGCUUGGCCAAGAGAGGCAUCCUCAAACAUCUGGAGCCCGAACCGGAGGAAGAGAUCAUUGCCGAGGACUAUGACGAUGAUCCCGUGGAUUAUGAGGCCACCCGUUUGGAGGGCCUGCCACCAAGCUGGUAUAAGGUGUUCGACCCUUCCUGCAGCGGGCUCCCUUACUACUGGAAUGUGGACACAGAUCUCGUGUCCUGGCUCUCCCCACAUGAUCCCAACUCCGUUGUUACCAAAUCUUCCAAGAAGCUCAGGAGCAGUAAUGCAGAUGCUGAGGAGAAGUUGGACCGGAGCCACGAGAAAUUGGAUCGGAACCAUGAGAAAUUGGACCGGAGCCAUGAGAAGUCAGACCGGGGUCACGAGAAGUCUGACCGAGACCGAGAGCGUGGCUAUGACAAGGUGGACAGAGAGAGAGAGCGGGACAGGGAUCGGGACCGGGACCGUGGAUAUGACAAGGUGGACCGAGAAGAAGGCAAAGACCGGCGCCACCAUCGCCGGGAAGAGCUGGCUCCCUACCCCAAGAGCAAGAAGGUUGCAAGCCGGAAGGAUGACGAAUUAGAUCCCAUGGACCCCAGCUCAUACUCGGAUGCACCCCGGGGCACAUGGUCAACAGGACUCCCCAAGCGGAAUGAGGCCAAGACGGGUGCAGACACGACAGCUGCUGGGCCCCUCUUCCAGCAGCGCCCCUACCCAUCCCCAGGGGCUGUGCUCCGGGCCAAUGCUGAGGCCUCCCGAACCAAGCAGCAAGACUGAAUCCUCGUGGGUUUCUAAUAAAAGAUUUUCAUGGAUCACGAA
This is a messenger RNA of Hipposideros armiger (great roundleaf bat), 991 nucleotides long. It is a transcript of the gene PQBP1, whose product is annotated as polyglutamine binding protein 1. The record is from RefSeq and is a predicted model, not a curated record. The transcript is spliced from 7 exons. The coding region runs from base 170 to 949 and encodes 259 amino acids. Gene Ontology annotation, cellular component: nuclear body; cytoplasm. Gene Ontology annotation, biological process: alternative mRNA splicing, via spliceosome. Lineage: Eukaryota; Metazoa; Chordata; Mammalia; Chiroptera; Hipposideridae. Gene Ontology annotation, molecular function: ribonucleoprotein complex binding; protein binding.